UCUGCUAAUACUGCUCUCAUGACUGAUUAUAUUCUAAACUCUAUAAAAUUUAAUUUGAUCCUUAAUGAAAAAGUAAGCUUCAACCUGCCUGGUGGGGAAGUAGGAAGCCAUGGAUGCAAAUAAUGAUGUUCUUAACGAUGGUUCAGGGAGAAUGGCGGCGUGUUUCAGACACACUUCAAGUAAUGUUCAUUCUGUAAUUCUCCCUCCCCAGAAACUUGAAUUUGGCUUUGAUAAUCAAGAGUGGGUUCAGAGAGAAGUUGAUGAGGUCUGUAGUAUGGCAGAUGAUUUGUUCGGUGAGGUGUCCAAAGCUCUUAUUGGGGCUUUGGAGAACAUCACUGUCAACAAUGGAGUAGAAGCACAAGAUUCAUGCCAUCACCAGAUUGCUGAACUGGAAGGAAUACUGAAAGAGGAGAGAAUGGGAUUUGAGGUAGUUUUGUUUGAGGAAAUGCUAGGAAAAAUGCUCCAUGGAGAAGAUAAAAAUGGCCAGCAGGCUGAAAUCCACAAUAUUCUUGAAAUCAAUCAUCUAAGAAGGCAAUUAGUCCUGCAUGCUCACUCCUGGGAGCAACGUUUGCUACACAUUGCCAGUUCUUAUGACACACCCUCCCAGGCUGCAAGCUCAAGUCAUGGGGAGAGUUAUAGAGUUUUCCAUUCUUCUACCUCAACCGUCAACAAUGAAAGCGAUCGAGAACCCGGGAAAAACCUGCCCGACGCUCUAGAUGCAGCCUGGACAGGCAAAAGCCAGGCUGCAUCUUCUAAGAAGAGCUCUGCAAUUCUGGACUCACUCUUACAUCAAGAUGAGCCAAGUAGUAUUAUAUCAUAUGCUCUUCUCUCACCAGAUUACCAUGCUCAAAUCUCCAAUGAAUCUGAGAAAGUAACCCCGGAAUCUUCAGGUUCUGAAUCAUCCAGUUUCUCGGAUCCAUCAUUUUACAGUACUAAUGUUCUGCAUCCCUGCAUUUCCUUCUCAGAACCUGGCCCUGAGGGGAAAGUGGAGUAUAGAGUUACUUGCUAUUAUGCAAGGCAAUUUGAGGCCUUAAAGAAAGCCUGCUGCAUCUCUGAGUUAGAUUUUAUUCAUUCUCUCAGCCGAUCCACCAAAUGUAACAGCAUCUCCCACGCAAAAACUUUGGACAAUCGCCUUAUCGUUAAGGUGGUGGGUAAGAAGGAGUUAGAGUCAUUCAUCAUGUUUGCACCAUCUUAUUUCAAGUAUUUGUCUGAUUCAAUAGCUAGCAGUACCCCAACUUGUCUUGCAAAAAUCUUUGGCAUCUAUGAGAUCACAUCAAAGAAUCUUAAAGAUGGGAAAGAAUCGAAAACGAAAGUUUUGGUGAUGGAAAAUCUCAUGCUUGGGCAUAACAUCACCAGAAUGUAUGACCUCAAAGGAUCUUCUGAGCCGCGGCAUAAUCAAGAUCCAAGCGAAAACAACAAAGUUCUGUUUGAUCAAAACUUGGUUGAAGAAAUGCCAACAAAUCCAAUAUAUGUAGGAAGCAAAGCAAAGAGGCUCCUGGAGAAGGCUGUAUGGAAUGAUACUGCAUUUCUUGCUUCAGUAAAUGUAAUGGAAUAUUCGUUACUCGUCGGUUUGGAUGACGAAAAACAUGAAUUGGUGGUUGGAGUGAUCGAUUAUAGGAGACAAUACACAUGGGACAAGCAACUCGAAACGUGGGUGAAGACAGCGUUGGGCGUCGUCCUUGGUGGUACCAUGAAUGCAUCAUCUCCUACUGUCAUUUCUCCAACCCAGUACAAGAAGAGAUUCAGGAAAGCAAUGUCUGGUUAUUUCAUUAUGGUGCCAGAUGAGGAACUUCAAUGUGAACAUUUAGCAUAAAUCACAUGGACAUUAGUUUGUGUUAUACACUUGGUAUGUAAAAAUUAGCUUAUUUGACACAUGAACUUUGGCAUGUAUCAACGUGAUGUGAACAUUAUAUAGUUUGCCAAUAUGAACAUUCAGACUGUUUAGUA
Messenger RNA from Ipomoea triloba (trilobed morning glory), 1947 nucleotides. RefSeq names its product 1-phosphatidylinositol-3-phosphate 5-kinase FAB1B. Gene Ontology annotation, cellular component: endosome membrane. Gene Ontology annotation, molecular function: 1-phosphatidylinositol-3-phosphate 5-kinase activity. The record is from RefSeq and is a predicted model, not a curated record. Gene Ontology annotation, biological process: phosphatidylinositol phosphate biosynthetic process. The transcript has 6 exons. The coding region runs from base 110 to 1813 and encodes 567 amino acids. Lineage: Eukaryota; Viridiplantae; Streptophyta; Magnoliopsida; Solanales; Convolvulaceae.